GCCAUAUAGUCUCUGAUCUCAUCAGAGUCGUCUGACAACCGUCCUGCGUGGACACUGCUUGCGAAUAUUUCAAGCAAUACUAGGAGCAUUGACCACGGUGACGCUAGCUUAAAACUUGUCGAUGUGCUGCGUCCCGCGUCAUCUUUGAUCGAAAGUAGGAAGUACUGUUCUUUGAAGGACAUCAUCUAGGGAGUCCCUGGACAUCUGACGACUCAUCUGCCAACCCGCUCCGAAUUCAGCCACGGUUCAUACUCUUCAAGUUAGUUCAAACUCAACAACCUGUCUGAUUUGGCGCAUAAAAGGAGACCGUGAACGUUGUUCUCUAGGGUUUAAGCCUGAGCUACUAUGCAAAAGUUCUUCUUCUUUCUGACAUGUGCUGCCUUGGCGCGCGUCGCAAAUGCGCAAAGCGUUUUUGCCCAUUUCAUGGCCCAAAACUCGUAUUCAUAUGCCGAAAGCGAUUGGACGAAUGAUAUGACAACUGCUCAGAACAUUGGCAUUAAUGGUUUCGCAUUGAACAUUGUCGCGAACGACUAUGAAGUCGACAGGAUCGUUGAUGCAUAUGCAGCUGCGGAAAGUUUGGGCUUCAAGCUCUUCUAUUCCUUCGAUAUGUCAUACACUUGGCAGCAGAGUGACAUGGUUAACAUCGUCGCCAAUCACUCGUCGAGUCCGAGUACCUUUCUCUGGAAAAACGCUAUACUUGUAUCGACAUACUCAGGGGAGAGUUACGGAGAGGACUUCUGGGCUAGCUUCAAGAGCACACUUCAGAGCCAAGGCAUUGACAUCGCACUUGCACCCGCGUUCACAACUUACCGUGACACCUCGGAUGCUGCUUCACUCGUGUCUACGUUUCCCUCAAUUGAUGGGUUCUUCAAUUGGUGGUCCUGGCCUGCCGAUGUCGACGCAAACUUAACGACAGCCACGGAUUUGGCCUACCAAGCAGCUGUCUCAUCGCUCAGUGGACCAUAUAUUAUGUCUGUCUCGCCUUGGCAGUUCAAGAACAUCGAUGGCGCUGGAGAUUGGGUGGAAUACAGCGAUACGCUGUGGAACUACCGCUGGCAACAAGCUGUAAAUGACGUGAAACCUGACAUUGUAGAAAUAGUAACUUGGAACGACUAUGGGGAGUCCCAUUACAUUGGUGAUAUCAAUCCAAAUGUGGACCUUGGGACACAAGCUCCACUUUACGUCGAUGGUUUCGUCCACGCUGCCUGGCGAGAUGUAGCUCAGUACUAUAUUUCAUGGUUCAAGACCGGCUCUGCACCUAUCAUCACAACAGAUAAGGUCGUCUUCUGGUAUCGUGCGUGGCCAAAAGCCAUCACUUGCAGUACCGGGUCCCUACCACGCAAUGCUGCAUACCCCGAGGACGCCGUUUUUGCACUCGCCAUGCUCAAAGACACUGCAACUAUCACACUCGCCAUGGGUAGCAACACGGGAACUUUCACCGCUGGUCCGGGUAUCACUAUGGGUUCUGUCUCGUUCCCUCCAGAGGAUUCGCAAAUCCCCUAUAUUGCGAUCAGCAUAGAUGGCACAACAGUUGCUGACACCCAUGGCUCGAUGUAUGUGAACCAAAACGGAUGUACGUACUACAAUUUCAAUCCUUUCGUUGGGAGCGUCAGCGAGUGAUAUGUAGUUAUUCCUAAUUAUAAGACGUUGC
Suillus clintonianus is the source of this 1651-nucleotide messenger RNA. RefSeq names its product glycoside hydrolase family 71 protein. The record is from RefSeq and is a predicted model, not a curated record. Gene Ontology annotation, molecular function: glucan endo-1,3-alpha-glucosidase activity. Bases 346 to 1620 code for a protein of 424 amino acids. The transcript is spliced from 9 exons. Lineage: Eukaryota; Fungi; Basidiomycota; Agaricomycetes; Boletales; Suillaceae.